UGUGUCUCUCUGUCUGUCUGUCUAUCUGUCUCUUUUUCUUUCUAUCUCUCUCUCUAUCUGUCAGUCUAUCUCACUCUCUGCCUGUUUUUUGUCUGUUUGUCUGUCUGCCUUUCUCUGCCUUUUUUCUGUUUAUCUAUGUGUCUGUCUCUCUCUGUCUGCUUUUCUCUCUCUCUCUGCCUGUUUUUCUGUCUGUCUGUCUGUCUCUCUCUCUCUGUGUGUGUCUGUCUCUCUGUCUACCUGUUUAUCUUUCUGUCUGUCUGUCUGUCUCUCUCACUCUCUGUUUAUCUGUCUGUCUGUCUGUCUGUCUCUCUCUCUCUCUCCUUGUCUCUCUCUCCUUCUCUCUCUGUUGAUCUGUCUGUCUGUUCCUCACAAACACACAGGGGUAGACGCCCCUCCACAGCCCCUCCACAGGCUGCAGUGGUGUGUGUACUGCGGGGGUGAAACCUCUCAGGCAGACAUUAGGCAGUGGUUGAAUAGGUAGAGCUGGUUGAAGAGGUAGAGCUGUCACAGGUCAUUAAACGAGGUAACCAUAGGAAACUGAUUGAGGACUGAUUUAAGAUGACAGUGACUUACUCCAGUAAAGUGGCUAACGCCACCUUCUUCGGUUUCCACAGACUGUUACUGAGGUGGAGAGGCAGCAUUUACAAACUGCUCUACCGUGAAUUUCUCAUUUUUGUUCUUCUUUACUCCAUCCUUAGCUUCAUCUACAGAUGGGUGCUUACAGAUCCUCAGAAGCGUUUCUUUGAAAAACUGUCUAUAUACUGUGAUCGAUAUGCUGAACAGAUCCCUGUCACAUUUGUGCUUGGUUUCUACGUAACGCUGGUAGUGAACCGCUGGUGGAAUCAGUUUCAGAACCUGCCGUGGCCUGACCGGCUCAUGUUCCUCAUUUCGAGCUGUGUUCAAGGUCAGGACGAACAUGGACGGUUGUUGCGGCGCACACUAAUGCGCUACGUCAACCUCACCUCACUGCUUAUCUUCCGCUCAGUGAGCACUGCGGUGUGCAAGCGUUUCCCUACCAUUGACCAUGUGGUGGACGCAGGCUUCAUGACAUCAGAGGAGAGGAAGAUCUUUGAGAACCUCAAAUCACCACACCUCAAAUACUGGAUCCCUGUGGUGUGGUUCACCAAUCUUGCCUCCAAGGCAAGGAAAGAGGGGCGAAUACAAGACAGCGUGGAUCUUCAGACCAUACUUACCGAGAUGAACAAAUUCAGGACCUGGUGCUCUACUUUGUUUGGAUAUGACUGGGUUGGGAUCCCCUUGGUUUACACACAGGUUGUAACACUGGCUGUCUACACAUUCUUCUCAGCCUGCAUCAUCGGCCGACAAUUUCUUGACCCCGCUCAGGGUUACCAGGGACACGACCUUGACUUUUACGUGCCCAUCUUCACAUUGCUGCAGUUCUUCUUCUAUUCGGGAUGGCUUAAGGUAGCAGAGCAGCUCAUAAACCCAUUUGGAGAGGAUGAUGAUGACUUUGAGGUCAACUGGUGCAUUGAUAGGAACCUGCAGGUGUCUCUGAUGGCAGUGGAUGAGAUGCAUAUGAACAUUCCCCACAUGACUAAAGAUAUUUAUUGGAAUGACCCUGAUGUACGACCACCAUAUACCCUCGCUGCUGCAGACUACUGCAUCCCGUCAUUCUUGGGCUCCACUACUGACAUGGGUCUCUCCGAGAUAUUACAGAGUGAGGACGUUGAUACCAACAACCUACGGGGGCAGGCCACAGUUCUGGGUCGCAUGCGUCGCUUGCUGAGCGUCCAGGAGCCCAUAGAUCUAUACAUGCGUCCAUCUUUCAAACGCCACAGCAGUGACAGCCCCAGUUUCGUACCGUUUAGUCAAGACCACCAUUUUCACUCCAGAGUGGAGGAAAACAUGCAGACUCACUCCAAGCUAAAUUCCAAUGCACACUUUUACCCUCUUUCCACUGUCAACGAGGUGAACAGCACCACAUCUUCUCCUGAAGUCUCGAUACACACCCCUUUUCCCAACAACAUACCUUCAGUAGUGAUUAGUGAACCCCAUCUAGGAGACUUCAGUGACAGUGACAGUGUUGUGCUGGAGCGCACAGGACGUACACUAUCUGAGGAGUCUUCAUUAGAGUCAGCUCAGGUCCAGGAGCAUUGUGACAAGCAUCGUGGAGAGGAGGUGAACACAGCAGAAGGUGUUACAAACACAGAAUCCAGGAGUUUUGGCCACUUUUCUCCAGCUAGCAAGAGGAAAAGGAAUAAACUAUCAUUUCAGCUGUCGAGACAGAGCUCAGUGAAUUCCACAAAGACAUUUCCAAGCCCCAAAGAUGUCCUAAGAAGAAAAGAUCACCUUGUUAACCAACAGCAGGAAACUCUGCAGUUUGAUUCCACACAUCCAAAACAAGCAUCUGAAACUGUAGACUCAAGUAGCCAAGAGACAGAACAGAGAAGAAACCAAGAUGGCUGAAAGCAGCUCUUUGACAAUUCAAACUGGAAUGUUUGACCCAAACUCAGGUGACUCCAGCACUGGUUGGAACUCUGAUCUGGAUUUUCGCUGUGCAGCCUGUUGGAACUCCUUGGAGUGCACACACUUUUAGAUGAUAUACAGAAGUCAGUUAUCUUUCCCUGAACUGCAAAGUGUGAAGAAAAUUUUUUCAAUUGCUAUAUCAAUAUUUUUAUUUACUAAGUCGUUAUUUUGACUUACUAAAUCAUUAUUUUCAAAAUAACAAGAUACUAAUUCAAAAUAAUUUGUAAGUGAAAAUAAUGAGAUACUAAGGCAAAAUAACAAUUUAUUAAGUCAAAAUAAUGAGAUACUAAGUCAAAAUGAGAUACGAAGUCAUAAUAAUGACUUAGUAAGUGAAACUAAGUAAUGAGAGACUAAGUCAAAAUAACGAGAUACUAAGUCAAAAUAACGAGAUACUAAGUCAAAAUAACGAGAUACUAAGUCAAAAUAAGAUUCUAAGUCAAAAUAAUGGCUAAGUAAGAUACUAAGUCAAAAUAACAAGACACUAAGACAAAAUAAUAGAUAAGAUAAUAAAAAGUCAGUAAAAUACUAAUUCAUAUUUUAGUAAGUCAAAAUAACAGGAUACUAAGACAAAAUAACAAGAUACUAAGUUGAAGUAAUGAGAUACUAAGUCAAAAUAACGACAGUUAGUCAAAAUAACAAUAUAUGAAGUCAAAAGAAGAUACUAAGUACAAAUAAGAUACUAAGACAAAAUAACAAGAUACUAAGCCAAAAUACUGUCAAAAUACUGUCAAAAUAAUGACUUACUAAGUGAAAAUAAAGACAUAGAACUUGAAACAAAAAUUUCACAUCUUGUGGUUCAGGGCAUCUGUAAUCUUGUACUUGAAAGUUAUGUGAUAUAAGCCAUGUCCAUAUAGUGGCCUAGCCAUGAAAAUGCUUUAUGUGACUUGAAAAUUUCAGUGAGCAUUUCAAAUGGAAGUGUGUGAACAUUUUCCUAAAGCAUUCUCCUGUUUUACAACUACACUUUAAGUGUUUACUUUCCAUAGCUCAAUUCACUGUUAAUAUCUUCCAGAGAGAAUAUUCAUGUGCAAGAGGAUUAAACAGCAUUAAAAAGACUGACAUGAUUAAUAAUG
Messenger RNA from Pangasianodon hypophthalmus (striped catfish), 3557 nucleotides. Its product is annotated as bestrophin-3. The coding region runs from base 559 to 2427 and encodes 622 amino acids. Lineage: Eukaryota; Metazoa; Chordata; Actinopteri; Siluriformes; Pangasiidae. Gene Ontology annotation, molecular function: chloride channel activity. The transcript has 9 exons. The record is from RefSeq and is a predicted model, not a curated record.